AUGCGCGGCUCCUGGGACGAAGCCACGACGGCGGCGCUGCACGCGCGCAUCCUGGAGGCGCACCGCGGGCCAGCGGCCGACCGCGCCGCCGAGCCCGCGCCCUGCGCCGACCCGCCCGCCCUCACCAUCAACGCGCUCGAGCUGGCCGCGCCGACGCCGCUGCUGCCGCUGCCCACGCUCUCCUUCAGCGCGGCCCAAGUCGCCACCGUCUGCGAAACACUAGAGGAGAGUGGCGAUGUGGAACGUCUCGCGCGGUUUCUCUGGUCCUUGCCGGUGGCGCAUCCGAACGUUGCCGAAUUGGAGCGGUGCGAGGCCGUGCUCCGGGCGCGCGCCGUCGUCGCUUUUCACGCCGGCCGCCACCGUGAAUUGUACUCGAUUCUCGAACGACACCGGUUCCAGCGGUCGAGUCACGCGAAACUUCAAGCUCUAUGGUUGGAGGCGCACUACCAGGAAGCGGAGAGGCUCCGGGGCCGUCCCCUCGGUCCCGUCGACAAAUACAGAGUUCGGAAGAAGUUCCCUUUACCUCGCACCAUUUGGGACGGUGAACAGAAAACUCAUUGUUUUAAAGAGCGGACACGUUCACUUUUGAGAGAGUGGUACUUGCAAGAUCCUUAUCCGAAUCCGACGAAAAAGAGAGAAUUAGCGGCGGCGACGGGCCUAACGCCGACGCAAGUCGGUAACUGGUUCAAGAACCGGCGGCAGCGGGACCGCGCGGCCGCCGCCAAGAACCGCUCGGCGCUGCUCGGUCGCGGUUUCGCCUCCUCUUCCACUUACGACGAGGAUUCGGCCGACUCCGAGAUCAACGUCGACGAGGAGUAG
Messenger RNA from Diatraea saccharalis (sugarcane borer), 819 nucleotides. Lineage: Eukaryota; Metazoa; Arthropoda; Insecta; Lepidoptera; Crambidae. The record is from the annotation of a GenBank genome assembly.